This is a messenger RNA of Botrytis cinerea B05.10, 777 nucleotides long. RefSeq names its product Bccmc4 (gene Bccmc4). The transcript has 4 exons. Gene Ontology annotation, cellular component: mitochondrial intermembrane space. NCBI's taxonomy places the organism in Eukaryota, Fungi, Ascomycota, Leotiomycetes, Helotiales, Sclerotiniaceae. The record is from RefSeq and is a predicted model, not a curated record. Bases 167 to 409 code for a protein of 80 amino acids.
GACUUCCAUCUGGCAUUGAACACCUUUUCAAAAGGCAUCGAUUGCACCCGUCGCAUUGGGGAUCAAAGGCCACUGCAGUAUCGAGGUAUCCAGGCUGUCACAGUUACAUACAUUCAUUCAAAAGGAAAAUAUCUGGAGGUUCAUUUGCUGCGAACCCAGGUUGAAUAUGCCACUCAAAAAUGACAUAGCUACAGAGCAACCUUGCCAUUCUAAAGCUUGUGCUAUCCAAGAUUGUCUGGCAAAGAAUAAUUACAGUGAAGAGAAGUGUAGAUCACAGGUCGAUGCACUGUAUGAUUGCUGCAAUGCAUUCUAUGAGAAGAAUGGUGAUGAUGCAACGAGUGUCUCCUGUCCCAAGGCACAUUUGCUACGGUUGAAGAUGAAGCAGAGAUCAGAAGAGAGGCAGGCAUGAAGAUGUGUGCGCGCCCUAGAUACGAAAUGGCCAUGAAGGCUUUUGAUAUCCUUUCAUUGAUCCCUCACGUCUCAUAGUAUACACUCAUACAUAGUACACACUCAUGGUACACUCCCAUAACAUACUCUCGUAGUAUGCCACCAUAGAUAGAUAUACAACAUAGAGCACCGGCAUCACAAAUCACUUUCUUCAACACUUUGAUAUUACAGCCGAGUCUCUUACGAAAAGAUGUAACUCUCCAAAUUUACUGCCAUCCUUCACACCUCCGAAAAGGUCAGGUAACGGAAACAGGAAGAGUCUUUAAUAUGGCCGAUCAUGAGCGCGCAAAGAGAUCCCAAUGGACCUAACCAAACAUUGAAGGCUUGAUU